AUGCACAUUCCAAAAGUUACCCCUCUCCUCGCAUUGAAUUCGGGUAUUCUUAUCCGCUAUUAUCCGGUAUUAACCGCCGUUGUUCGACUUAAAAGUUCAAAAGUUCAGGAUUUCUGUAAUACAGAGUAUACUAUCACUGAAGUAAAUCAUAGGGAGGGUCGAGAUACUAGAUCAAGGCUAAAGCCCUGGAGUGAAGUGCUGCUUGUUAUUGGGAUGGGAUUAAGACAAAAGACAACAAUAACUUUUGCGUGGAUGGGAAUGGAUUGCUGGGCACUUGGUGCUUAUGUAUCGUCUUUUACUAAUAAGCUCGCUCGAAACAGCUAUGCAGCGAAAUAUGCACUUGUUUACGUAGAGGAACUUGGAACUCGUCAUUUCGAGGUGCUGUAUCGAUUGCGAGAUUGGGAUAGAGACACCUGUAAAUACAAGAUACCAUGA
This is a messenger RNA of Sclerotinia sclerotiorum 1980 UF-70, 435 nucleotides long. RefSeq lists its product with no specific name. NCBI's taxonomy places the organism in Eukaryota, Fungi, Ascomycota, Leotiomycetes, Helotiales, Sclerotiniaceae. The transcript has 3 exons. Bases 1 to 435 code for a protein of 144 amino acids. The record is from RefSeq and is a predicted model, not a curated record.